Molecule: messenger RNA, 2452 nt
Organism: Larimichthys crocea (large yellow croaker)
Lineage: Eukaryota; Metazoa; Chordata; Actinopteri; Sciaenidae
Gene: foxg1a
Product: forkhead box G1a
Exons: 2
Coding region: 319-1644 (441 amino acids)
Biological process (GO): regulation of transcription by RNA polymerase II
Cellular component (GO): nucleus
Molecular function (GO): DNA-binding transcription factor activity; sequence-specific double-stranded DNA binding
Source: RefSeq, a predicted model, not a curated record
UGUUCCCCUGGUUGGCUGAGGACUGGAAAGGUCCAACCAAUGUUUUUUACUUGCUUUAGUGGCUGUGGCUCCCUAAUUAAUUGCAGCUAUCUGUCUCCUAUCGAUGUGUGUGUACGUGUGUGUUGUGUGUGUGUGUGUGUUUCCUUUUUUCUCCCCAAACCGAACAUGAAAUAGUUUGUUGGGCUAUACUUUCUUUCUUCCUAUCGUUCCCCCCUUCCUUCCUUCCCGUCCUGGUUCGCAGGCAGAGACAGGACAGAUUGAGACCCAGCUGUGUUCGUCGCUUUUGGUCGUUGCCAUUUCCCCCCUCAUUGCCCGGUGAUGUUGGAUAUGGGAGAGCGCAAAGAGGUGAAAAUGAUUCCUAAAUCGUCGUUCAGUAUAAACAGUUUGGUGCCUGAGGCCGUGCAAAGCGACAAUAACAACCACCAGAACCAGCAUCACCACCAGAGCCACCACCACCAGAACCACCACCACCACCGGACCGGCGGAGUGGAUGAAGCCGAGCAGAAAGCGCCUCUCCCGGCCGUGCAGCAGGACAGCAAAGCGGACCCUAAAAGUGACUCCUCGAGCCAGGAGAGCUGCACGGACGAGAAGGAGAAGCAGCAAGAGGAGAAGAAGGACGGGAAAGACGGGGACGGAGGCGCAGGAGGGAAGGACGGAGAGAAGAAGAGCGGCAAGUACGAAAAACCUCCUUUUAGUUAUAACGCGCUGAUCAUGAUGGCCAUCCGGCAGAGCCCGGAGAAACGGCUCACCCUCAACGGCAUCUACGAAUUCAUCAUGAAAAACUUCCCGUACUACCGGGAGAACAAGCAGGGCUGGCAGAACUCCAUCCGACACAACCUCAGCUUGAAUAAAUGCUUCGUCAAGGUGCCGAGGCACUACGACGACCCGGGCAAGGGGAACUAUUGGAUGCUGGACCCCAGCAGCGACGAUGUCUUUAUCGGCGGUACAACCGGGAAGCUCCGGCGGCGGUCCACCACGUCCCGGGCCAAGCUGGCUUUCAAGCGGGGCGCACGGCUGACCUCCGGGCUGACCUUCAUGGACCGGGCCGGCUCAUUGUACUGGCCCAUGUCUCCCUUCCUCUCCCUGCACCACCCGCGGGCCAGCGGCGCCCUGGGCUACAAUGGUACCUCCUCGGGCUACCCGGGUCACCCCAUGUCUUACAGCACCAUGCUCACCCAGAACAUGGGCAACAACCACUCGUCGUUCCCGUCCUCCAACGGGCUCAGCAUGGACCGACUGGUCGGCGGGGAUCUCCCCUACGCGACGCAUCACCUGACGGCGGCGGCUCUGGCGGCCUCGGCGGUGCCCUGCGGCCUCUCCGUGCCUUGCUCUGGGGCCACUUAUUCUCUGAACCCGUGCUCGGUCAACCUGCUGGCCGGGCAGACCAGUUACUUUUUCCCCCACGUCCCACACCCGUCUAUGACCACGCAGACCGGAGGAAGCGGCGGCGGCUCCUUGCAGGCCGCCCGGGCUUCGGCCUCCAAUUCCCCGCAGGCUCCGUCCUCCUCCUCUCUGUCCUGUGACUCUCUGAGGCCGACUCUGUCCGGCUCUCUGCCGGCCUUCUCCUCGGGACUUUCCGGGGGUUUGUCAGACUAUUUUACGCAUCAAAACCAGGGGUCGACCUCCAACCCGCUUAUACACUAACAUCCCCAAACCCUCACCCCUCAGACUCACCCCUCCACCUUUUACCUCACCUCUCCAUCCAUCCUCCCCCUGAAGGAGUGAAAAGGACUAAAAAUGACGAACUGUAAGUCGAACAUUUUACACUGAACAUUUACAUUGUAAAAAAAAAGACAAAAUUAUUAUAAACCACCUACUAUAGAAAAAAGAGGAGAGACUUAAACUGCAAAACAAAAAAGAGCAGCAGAGAAACUCACAGAAAGCAGCCCUGAAGUUUCCAGCCGACGGAGAGGCGACAGCAAGUCUCCACGCCGUAAACCGAUCCGCCUCGGAGAGAGCGCGAGGCAGAGCGGGAGAGGAUUCCUGAUAUGGAUCUACCUCAGAAACUCAGCCAAACAAAGCCUCACCUGUUUUCACCGCCCUGCCUUGUUCCUCCUCCACCACCACCACCUCCACCUCCACCACUGCUGCUGCAUGACCAGACUCUAAAAUCCACUUUGUCAGUUUGUGCAUUUUCUCCUCUGGUUUUGUUUCCGUCAGGGAUUGUGGAAGCUUUGAUACACAGAAAUACCUGUUAGUAGUUGUCGAUCCUUUUCCCAAAUACCUCCCCCCCUCUACCACUCUUCCCCCGGUCUCACCGGAACAGAAAAUUACCCCAUUUACCCUCCUCCCUCUUCCAUUUUGGGUGUCCCAAAUCGGGGCCCCCGGGGCAGAUCCCAGACAUAAAAGUUAGCAUUGAGGAGCCGAGUGUCCGAUAUCAGUUAAUGUGAGAUACAACUAAUUAGUCCAUUAUCGGGCCCCCGCUCUCACCGGCUCAUAAAUUGGAGCCACU